ACUGGCUCAGUGGCCCCCACCGACUCUGCGCCCCGUUCUACGUUCAGAUAAGGGAAACUGAUCCCAGCCAUUCACCUUAGAUACGAGCGGUGUUUCGUUUUGCUUCACCCAGUGUGUCUACCCAGGCGGCGAUUAUCAUAUUACACUGAGCUCAUUUCGAGAAUGACGACGACAACCCACUACGCCCCGUAUCGGCGAGCCGAUGCGUCCCAGGAUAUUUACAUUGUUGUAAGCUUUUGUAUGCUUAUGUUCCUCUCAGCGAUGGUGGUCGCAUUGAUGCUCAUAGCGGAAUAUCGUCAAUACACGAACCGUAAAACCAGCGAAGAACCGUCGUCCACAUCAGAGGAUGUAAUUGUUCCAUAUAAAACGAGUCGAGGAUCUUCAGCGAGAGCCCUUCAAGAGCAAACGACGCAAGCCACGAGACCAGCGACUGCGAGUGUUGGUGUUACGACUGUUAAUAGUACUUCUAGUUAUGCAACUAUAAAGGGUUAACUACAAUCCUUUAUCGCGCAAUAUAGCAUGCCAUACAAUGCACCCAUGGUGUGUACGGCGCAGUAAAUUGGUCAUGUCAUGUCAGACUAAAACACGUGAGAAUUCUCUUGUUGAUGUGAUGAACAUUUUAAUAAGUGAAAAUAAACAUUGCGUACA
Molecule: messenger RNA, 648 nt
Organism: Ornithodoros turicata
Lineage: Eukaryota; Metazoa; Arthropoda; Arachnida; Ixodida; Argasidae
Exons: 7
Coding region: 163-492 (109 amino acids)
Source: RefSeq, a predicted model, not a curated record